Notothenia coriiceps (black rockcod) is the source of this 297-nucleotide messenger RNA. Lineage: Eukaryota; Metazoa; Chordata; Actinopteri; Perciformes; Nototheniidae. The record is from the annotation of a RefSeq genome assembly.
AUGACAUCCAUCCAAUUUACCUUCUCUUCAGCAUUCAUUCUAGGGCUGACAGGCCUCGCGUUCAAUCGAACACAUCUCCUAUCAGCGCUUUUAUGUCUUGAAGGCAUAAUACUCUCUCUAUACAUUGCUCUCUCCAUCUGAACCUUGGAGACGGGCUCCACCAGCUCUUCUGCUUUACCUCUAUUUCUUCUGGCUAUCUCAGCUUGUGAAGCAAGCGCAGGUCUUGCUCUUCUAGUAGCCACAGCCCGAACCCACGGCACCGACCGCCUGCAAAGCCUAAAUCUCUUACAAUGCUAA